AGAGGGAUGCUAGCAAAAAUCCACCUAUCCAGGUGCUACAAGUCAAGCACUAACAGCCCUUACCUCCAUCAUGCAGGGACUAUCCAGAAUGACAAUUAUAGGUGGCUAUCAUUAAGAGAUCAAAAGUUACAGGUCAUACAAGUGAGGCCGAUCUGAUGAUAAACAGAAGAAAAAAUGAGAGCCUGAGGCUGGACUCCUGCUUCUCCUUGGUCAUCGCUCCCAAAAUGAUCGUACACUCCCUCCAGGAGAGGAAAACCAUCUCCUAUGAAGGCUGCAUGGACCAGCUCUUUGCUGAACAUUUCUUUGCCAGGGUGGAGGUGUUUGUGCUCACUGUAAUGGCUUGCAACCGCUACGUGGCCAUCUGUAAGCCCCGCACUAUGUGACCAUCAUAAGACAGCAGACCUGUGGACGGUUGAUGGGGCUGGCCUGGGCCGGGGGUUUCCUGCAUUCGAUGAUUCAGUUCCUCUUCAUGUUCCGGUGACCCUUCUGCAGCCCCAACGUGAUCGACCAUUUCAAGUCUGACUUGGAUCUCCUGUGUGAAGCUCGAAUGCACCGAGACAUGCAUCCCAGGGAUUUUGGUCGUUGCCAACAGCGGGAUGAUUUGUAUUGUGAACCUUUCACUGCUGAUCGACCCCUAUGGUGCCAUCUUAUGCUCCCUGAAGCCUCAGAGCUCUGAAGGCAGGCACAAAGCUCUCUCCAUCUGUGGUGCCCAUAUCACUCUUGUCUUCUUCU
Molecule: messenger RNA, 732 nt
Organism: Tachyglossus aculeatus (Australian echidna)
Lineage: Eukaryota; Metazoa; Chordata; Mammalia; Monotremata; Tachyglossidae
Product: olfactory receptor 4C15-like
Exons: 3
Coding region: 156-383 (75 amino acids)
Biological process (GO): G protein-coupled receptor signaling pathway
Cellular component (GO): membrane
Molecular function (GO): G protein-coupled receptor activity
Source: RefSeq, a predicted model, not a curated record